Cutaneotrichosporon oleaginosum is the source of this 630-nucleotide messenger RNA. RefSeq lists its product as uncharacterized. Gene Ontology annotation, biological process: pyridoxine biosynthetic process. The record is from RefSeq and is a predicted model, not a curated record. Lineage: Eukaryota; Fungi; Basidiomycota; Tremellomycetes; Trichosporonales; Trichosporonaceae. Gene Ontology annotation, molecular function: FMN binding; pyridoxamine phosphate oxidase activity.
CUCACCGCGCACAAUCAAUACAACGCGACGCGGCUCGACGCAGCCCACCUCCCCCCCGCUCCGCUUCCCCUCUUCCGCUUGUGGCUACACGAAGCCCUGCGCCCAACGCACGGCCAGCCCGCCGUCCGCGAGCCCGAGGCCAUGACGCUGUCCACCUGCGCCAACGGCAUUCCCUCUUCGCGCGUCGUCCUGCUCAAGGAGGUCGACGAAGGCUUCGUCUUCUUCACGAACUACACGUCGCGCAAGGGCCGCGAGCUGACGGGCCACGCCGCGCUCUGCUUCCACUGGCGCGAGGUGUCGCGGCAGGUACGCGUGGUGGGCGAGGUGCAGAAGGUGUCGCGCGAAGAGAGCGAGGCGUACUUUGCCACCAGGCCGCGCGGGAGCCAGAUUGGCGCGUGGGCCAGUCCCCAGAGCCAGGCGGUCGGCGAGGGCGAGAUGGAACGGCGCGUCAAGGAGGUCGAGGAGAAGUAUCCGGGUGAGGUGCCGUGUCCCCCGCACUGGGGCGGGUAUCGGGUCAUGCCUAUCGAAGUCGAGUUUUGGGCGGGCCAGCCGAGCCGCCUGCACGACCGAUUUGUGUUCACCCGCCCGGACAUCAAAUCUGAGUGGAGCGUUAAGCGCCUCGCGCCAUGA